This is a messenger RNA of Onychostruthus taczanowskii (white-rumped snowfinch), 7391 nucleotides long. It is a transcript of the gene SH2B3, whose product is annotated as SH2B adaptor protein 3. The coding region runs from base 1527 to 3551 and encodes 674 amino acids. The transcript is spliced from 10 exons. Gene Ontology annotation, molecular function: transmembrane receptor protein tyrosine kinase adaptor activity. Gene Ontology annotation, biological process: intracellular signal transduction. Gene Ontology annotation, cellular component: plasma membrane. The record is from RefSeq and is a predicted model, not a curated record. NCBI's taxonomy places the organism in Eukaryota, Metazoa, Chordata, Aves, Passeriformes, Passeridae.
GAAUUAGCAGUUGGGGACUGAGAAAAUCCAUACAGGAAGCAAAACAAAAGAGAAAUCUCAGGCCAUUGGGGCUGAGGACGCUGAGAGGGCGCUUCUGACAUAGAUGAAGCUGAUAAAGAAAAGUGCGAUCGCUGGGAGCUGGGACAGCCGCCCGCGGGAAGGGGGGCAGGCACCCGGAUCCGCCGGCCGCUCCUCCGUCCUCGGGAAAAGAGCCAGAAGGUGCAAUUAUGCAUAAAGCAACGGCAGGAGGAAUUAAAAAGCAGAUUUCAAGUCCCCCAUCCUGCUCGGGAUCCAGGGACACUGUGACCGCUCUGUCACGGCUGAAGCCCUCGCCCACGGUGUGGGACAACUCUGGGCCCUGUAUCCUGAUCCGCUCUGGCUGGACGUGGGCAGCAGCCUGCGCUGCCUUUUGCCACAAGAUAAUUUGGAAAAUUAUGAGAAACAGGGUUUGAGAUGGCAUCUGGCCCACUGCUGCCACCGCACAGGUCCCUUGGGUCCCAGCCCACGGAGCUGGGGGAAGACGUUGCCGAGCAGGAACAGAAAAGGGGGCAUUUUCUUUCCAAGCCUCCAAGAGCCCCACGCUCGGGCUCCCUCCCGACUCCCGGGGGGCUGUGGCGGACACCCCCAAAUCCACGGAGAAAACAUUCCAAAAGUCACAAAAAUACAUAUGUGUCAAAAUUAAAAAUAAAUCCACCCCGGGAGCGCGGCCGGGCUGUUUGUGCAGCUGGCUCCGCGGGCGCGGAUGCGAUAAGAUAAAGGCAGAAGCGGGGAGGGGCGGCGCGGAACUGCGCGGAGCCGGGCGCACCCGCGGAGCCGCCGGCGGGGCACGAACGGACUGACGGACGGACGGACAGACAGACACACACCUAGGGACAGUCAGGCGGGCGGACGGACGGACGGACGGACGGGGCGGCCUCUCCGCUCCGCCCCCGCGUAGCCUCCGCCCCCGGCCGCGCCGCUCCGCUUUACAUAACCCGUCCGGGGCCGGGGUCCGCGCCCCGCGCCUCCGCCCGGCGGAAAUGCGGAGCCGCCUGCCCCGGUUUCCUGCCUGAGCCGAGCCGUGCCGAGCCGAGCCGAGCCGUGCCGUGCCGUGCCGUGCCGUGCUGUGCUGAGCCGUGCGCCCCGUCCCGCCCGCCCCGUCCCGGGCGUUCCGCCGCUCCAUCAUGGGCGAGCGGCAGCCGGACGCCUUCUCCUGCAGCAGCCGGCAGGGAUGGAAGCCCCCCAGUCUCAACUAGUCCAUGAUGUGUCCAAGGAUGGGCUGGAUUCUCCACUCAGAGCAAAUUAAAGCCAUCAGAAGUCCUUCAUCUGACCUGCAGGAUGGCCAGGAUCUCCUCACGGGAACAUAUGAGGAAUAAAAUGUCAAUUCUGCCUUAAAGCCACUGGCUGCUGGAUUCCAGCUGCGUGGAACACAGCAGGCUGGAGCAGGGGGAAGGUCACCCAGCAGCAGGAACUCGCAUCCCUGUGGAUGUUGCCACUGAAACCUGGGGCUGAGUAGAGGAGCAGGAGGCUGCUGUGGUAACUCCAGCAUGGAUUCACCCGGGAUAGCUCUUUCCAUGUGGGAAGUGUGCCAGGCAGAAGCAGUGAGGUCGGCAUCGUGCCAGUGCUGGGAGGAGGAAGCGCUGGGGAGUAUUUCCCAUCGUCGGGUUGGAAAAGCACGUUGCUACUGGAGACGGCCUUCGGCUGCUUCCCACCGCGUGGCACAGACGAAGCCCGGCUUUUCCCGCGCCACAAACCUCUCCCGAAGCUGGUACGAAGCGAGCCUGAAAUCUUGGAAGCGCGGCCGCCUCGCUGGAGCCUCGGCAAUGAAUGGGCACUCGCUGCCGGCCGGCACGCCAGCGCAUCCCCGGGGCUGGCAUGAGUUCUGCGAGCUGCACGCCAUCAGCACCGCCAAGGAGCUGGCGCGGCACUACCUGCGCUUCGCCACCGAGCACCCGCACCAUGACCUCCUGGCCGCCGAGAACUUCUCGGUGCAGUUCACCGACCUCUUCCAGCAGUACUUCUGCCACGAGGUGAAGGAGGGCAUCGCCAUGAACCAGCUCCGCAUCCUGCCCGCCGGCCCGGCGCGGGAUUACCGGGACACGCACCGGCGGCACACCGACGCUUCCCUGGGCACGGUGGCCAACAAAGCCGAGGCGGAGCCCGGUGCCCGCCCCGAGCAGCCCGUCCGAGCCCCCGAGGCUGCUCCCUCUGGUCUACGCAAGUCCUGGAGCUCGGAGGAGCUGGCGGGGCCGGCGCGGAGGCCCUUCUCGCUCAGCCAGCUGCGCAGGAGCUGGCGCAGCCUCUUCCGACGCCGCUCCUCGGACGCGCUCCCCGGGGAUGGCGAUGGGGAGGCGGCGGAGGCGGCUCUCAAGCCGGGACUGGGGAAGCGCAUCCUGCCGUGGGGGCUGUCGCGGGAGCAGCCCCCCGAGGUGCGCAAGGAGGGGCUGCUCAAGUACGGGCUGCUGGAUGAGAAUUCCCUGGACAGCGGGACGCGCUGGCAGCGCUGCCGCCUGGUGCUGCGGCGAGCGGGGCCGCCCGACGCCGAGGAAUUCGUGCUGGAGCUCUUCGACCCGCCCAAGGGCUCCAAGCCGAAGCUGCUCGUCGCCUGCUCUGCCGUGCAGGAGGUGCGGAGGUGCACACGCCUCGAGAUGCCCGAUAACCUGCACACCUUUGUCCUCAAGGUCACCAAUGCCACCGACAUCCUGUUUGAGGCAGGGGAUGAGCAGCAGCUCAGCUGCUGGACGGCCGAGAUCCGGGAGUGUGUGCGCAGGGGCCUGGCUUCUCCCAUCCCCAGCAGGUCUGACACAGGUGACUCUGAGCUCCUGACGUGCCGACACCCCGACCCUACAGCCGCCAGCCCCGCCACCAGCACCGAUCCCGUCAGCCAAGGGGCGACUCCAGGGGGCCCGGGGGAGGCGGCGGGGCCGAAGAUGGAGCAGUUCCUCUCCUCCUGCCCCUGGUUCCACGGGCCCAUCUCCCGAGUGAAGGCGGCUCAGCUGGUGCAGCUGGGGGGGCUGGAGGGCCACGGCGUGUUCCUGGUGCGGCAGAGCGAGACGCGCCGCGGCGAGUACGUGCUCACCUUCAACUUCCAGGGCAGAGCGAAGCACCUGCGGCUGGCGCUGACGGAGCGGGGCCAGUGCCGGGUCCAGCACCUCCGCUUCUCCUCCAUCGUGGAGAUGCUGCAGCACUUCCACCGCUACCCCAUCCCUCUGGAAUGCGGCACCGCCUGCGACGUGCGGCUCUCCAGCUACGUCGUCGUCCUGCCCCAGGCACAAGCUCCCGGCUCCAGCACCACGGUCCCCCUCCCGCUGCCCUUUCCAGGCUGGAGCCCCGAGUUCGGCCUCAUCCCCACCAGCUCCUCCUGCCCUCACAACCCCGACGAGCCCCCCGGGGGUCCCCCAGCGGAGCAGAUCUUCCACCUGGUGCCGCCGCCGGCCGAGCUGGCGCAGAGCCUGCGCCCGGCCAGGGCCACCGCGGCCACCGCGGCCCGGCCCCGCGACUCGGACUAUGAGGUGGAGGCACCGGGCCGGGGCCACGUCCGUGCCAUCGACAACCAGUACACGCCGCUCUGACCAGCACGGCGCCGGCACUGGGAUGCACUUUCGGGUGGAGAAAUCCUGGAGACCUUCUGGGGGGAUCCAUCGAGAGAAAGAAUGUACCUGUUUCUUCCUUCUGGUUAGGGAUUAUUGUUGUAUUUUUUUGCAAGGAAGGGGGUAAUUUUUCACUCCUGUACGGGUGUGCUCCCUCUCGUUGGCCUGUUAAAGGGCCUCUUAUUGUUUUUUUUUUGUUGUUUUUAUCGAAGCUUUCUCGUUACUGUUUACACAACGCCGCUCGUGCCUGCGCCGGGCCCGGUGUCCUGCCUGUCCUGACAUGACAGAGCCCAGCCAAGGAACCAGGGGCUUGUGUUACACCCACGGAAUUGGAGGAAGUUAAAAAAAAACCCAGGAUAACAAGGAAAGAAUGAUUAUAAAUUCACUGCCAAGUUGCUGCUCCAGGCCUCAUCCUCCUACCCUGGCUGCUGAACCCACCAGCAAAGCCCGACCGAGCUGAGCUCCCACAAAAGGUGGUGAGCAGGGUUUGGGCUUUUUUUUUUUAGCUAAGGCAAAAACUGGCUUUUUCCUGCUUUUCCUUUUUAACCCAGCACAGCCGUGGUCACUCCCUGCGCCAGGCAGAGGGAUCCUCAUCCCGCUCUCCCGGCUGAUUGAGACUGAACACUAAUUGCUCCAUCCUUAGCCAAGGCACCAGCUGAGAACUAACACAGAGACUGACACAAACCUCUCCUGCUGGUGAGGGAGGGGUUUAUCCCUUUGUAUCCUGGUGAUGGAUGCGUUCUAUCCCGGUGAUGGAGGCUUUUUAUCCCUGUGGUGAAUGGGUUUUUAUCCCAGUGAUGGAACCGUUUUAUCCCAGUGAUUUUAGGCACAAAUCUAAAGUCAGUUUUCCCCUUAAAGAGACCCAUACUCUUGCUUGCCUUUUUGCCCCCAAAACACCGUGUCACCAGGAGCUUGGUGGCAUUUUAAGCUCCACAACAGCCUCUUGCAGGCGAUGGGGGUCCCUGGGGGCCAAAUUUGGGGUCACAAAUCCCUGGGUCUCAUCAUCCCCUGACCCCCAGCUGUCCCCAAACUCUGCUGCUGUUCCUGAGCCCCCUGGGCUGCUUCACCUGCCUGGGGCAGCCGUGAGAGAGGAAGCACUUCUGAGAAGCUGCCUUUAUUUUAGGAAAGAGGAAGGGCUGGAGCCGUUGCGCCACACAGGAGGGGAUGUUCACAGUAUUCAACUUCCAGAUUUCCCAGCACAGCCUUCCCUGGGAUUUCGGAUGCAAAACUUGCCUUGAGAUUGCCUUACAGAAAGCAUUUUUUAUUUCUAUUUUCCUUGAAAUUGCAAUACAGGUGGGAGCCCUCAGGAGCAUUAACAUUUAGCAAUUAAUUUGAAAACCAGCAAACACAAAGCCUCGUUGGGCUGAGUUAGGGAAUUCCACAAAAACCCAGCCUCUAGGACAGGCUUUGCAGGUUCUGGGUGAGCACAACUUCCAAGGAGACAGGGUCAGGAGCUGUUGGGCAAGGCCAAAAUAUCUGGGGCCAAACAGCCCAGGAAGCAGCCAUGAGAGCAAAUCUGGGUUUAUAAAUCUGAGUAUGAGGCUGAGACAAACGGGAACCAUCAACUGGAGAAACCAUUUAGGUUUUCCUUUUGUGCCUCCCCAUUGCUUGCUCUUGCUCUCUCCUGGGCUUUGUGCACUUAGAGCAGGCAAAGGCUUUUUUUUCCCCCUGCUUUCUCUACACUUGUGCCUGAAACUGGAGCAUUAAGAGCAAAUUGCACUGGUCCUGCAGCACUGCCAGCCCCGGAGAGGCUCUCGGAGGAACAAAGCCAGCCCUGUCCUCGCUGGGCUCCUCAGCUGUAUCCGCAUCCCAUUCUCCUCCCUGGAGCAGCACAAAGGCUGCAGCCAGAGGCAGGAGCACAUCCCCAGGGCUGGCUUGUGCCAGGCAAGGCAGCUCCCUCCGAGGCUCAUAAAUAACUCCCCGUGCUCUUGCAUUUAUAGGGAUGGGGAAGGGAAGGAGGGACAGCACAGCGCGAGUUGUUGUUUCCUUUCCUCGCUUGCUGCCCGCUUCCCAAAGCCUUGGAAAACACAGGGAUGUGCUAAAUCUUGCUCAGGUUGCUGGUUUUAGUCCCACUGGGCUCCAGGGAGUUGCUUUCAAAGGGGUUUUCCCCCAAAAGGCGAGGUGGAAUCACCCGAAUCUCCCGACAUCUGCAAAGAAAGGAUGGGCUGGGAAAAGGCAGCGCUAUUCACUUCCCCUGCCAGAUGAAUCCAGAGAAAUCCUUGCCAGAUAAAUCAGAUGCUGCUGGGGUGGGUUGUUUUGGCACGCCAGGACUUUAUUGUUCCAGUGCCAGAACUGAAACAUGCGUGUGCAUGUGGUAUUUUUAACCUGCAGUUUAAUUACAAGGGGGUUCUCCGCAGUUUAAAUGGAAAUUGCUGUGCUUGAUUAGUAAAAUACACGUUGGGUUCAUUAUCAGCCACUUCCCCCAUGCAAACAAACUCCAGUGGGGGAGAACUGUUCUCCCCACCAGUGGGAGAGUCCCUCUGAUUAUUUAACAGCUAAUUCCAUCCCCAAUCUCACCCACAGGCAGCUGAGGGCUGUCCAGCCCUGCCAGCUCCACCAGUUCCUCAUUUCAGAUCCACUGCAGCAGGACCUGAGGGGAUUUUUGGGCUAUUUCCCAAACUCCCAGGGGGAACUGAGUUUGAAAUCCCAUUUCUCCUAGAAAACAUCUGGCUGGUGACACAGGUCAGAGCACAGCUCUGCUCCUGCCAGCACGUUACUGCAGCCCUAAGGUACUCCUCUGCACUAUAGCAGUGGGCAAAGAGCAUUAAGCCAUUCCACCCUAUGGAAUAGAAGCAUUUUGCAGGAUUUUUUAUAUUCUUGUGAUUUGAGGGAAGAGCCCAGGGCUGGGCAGGUUUGGUUCUUCAGCCCCUGCGGGAUUUUACUGGCAUUUGUGGGGAUUUUGGGAGGAGGGGAAGCCAAAGGUAGGUGGCCCUCGGUGAGGUGUAGGCACCAGUUUGUGCCUUGGCCCUGGAGAUGGGCACGUGGAACACGAGUUUGGAUCCCACCCAAGGAAGCCAGGAGCCACAGGAGCAGCUCUUGGAGCUGGGCUGGAAGUCCUGCCCAAGGGCCUCCCCCAGGAGAGGCUGGGGAAGGGGAGCCCCAUUUCAUCCAGCUCCUCAGGACAGUUUUUAGCAAUAAAAAUGAAAACCAGGCAGUGCCUUUGCUCUGUGACAGCAGGGACUUGGUUUUAGGGCACAAUCCAAAACUUGGGUCCUGCCAGAAUUCCUCCCCCUCCUCUUCCUCUUGCUGUUUGCUGACAGCCACUCCUGCUUGGUGGCCUUUGUGUCCCCAAGGGUGUCAGGCUGUGAAGGAGCUCCUGACAUGAAGCAUUAGUGGAUGUCUCCCUCCCAGAUCCCAGCCCAGCAGGUACUGAACACUGACACCACCAUUCCUCACCCAUCCCUUUGGAUUGAAGCUAUUUUGGGGUGAAACUUCUAGGGAAAGAUCCAGGGAGAAGCCAAAGCUUCUCAUUUCUCAUCUGGACCACCAAACCCCGGUGUCAUCCAGCAUUCCAAACUUUUAGCUUUGAUCCAAACAGCCCCAACAUUCCCCAGCAGAUCCCAGAGGCAGGGAGGUGACUCUGUAUUCCCUAACUCAGCCUUUAGCAGGACGAUUAAAGCCAACAAUUUUGUUGGGAGUGUAUUAAUUUGAAAGUUCUACUUUUCACCUGCACAGAAAAGUUCUUCUUGUAUAGUAAUUUUUUUCUAUAUAUUGUUUCUGUAUGUACUGUACAAGUAACUUAUUCUUGAAUAAUGCAAUUUUACCAUAAUAUUAAAAAAAAAAAUCUGCUCUUAAUAAACUGUUUUUAGAACUUGUUUCUCA